AUGUCUAAUGAAUCUAAUGAAACCUACUAUAAUUUUGAGGAUUAUUGUCGUUUUAGAAAUAUUUUCGAAGGGUUGUAUGAAAAAUCGUUUGAUGAGAAUAUUAUUCAAACAUUUAUUUCGAAUAAUAAAAUUGAAGAUGAAUUAGAACGACAAAGAUUUAUUUACGAUUGCAGAAAAAUCCAGAUAUAUUUAAAACACGUUAAUACUGAUGACUUAUGUAAUAAUACUAAAUGUUGUCAAUAUAUUAACUACUUCCUAAAUGAUAAAAUUAGUAGUAUUCUUUAUAAAAAUAAAGAUAACAUUUUUCAAUUAUUCAUGAGUUAUAUGCAGCACGAUAAUAAAAUUAAUACCCAUAUGUGCGUAAAUAAAAUUCUUAAAAUAGAUGAUGAUAUACAAAAAAAGAUAAAAGAAUUAUAUGAAUUAUAUGAUCUCUACGAAGUAAUUAUUGGAAGAGUUAAAUUCCUUAAUAACAAUCCAUCAUUAUGUGAUACCUUUAAUGAUUUUAUUACUACAUUUAAUAAGGUUGUAGAGAAAAACGAUCCAACAAAGAGUAGUUACCUGUUUAAUGAAUUAAAAAAUCUUAAAUGCAAAAUUGAAAAUGAUGGGUGGUUUUCUCAUAGUACAUGUGGGUCCUAUUUAAAAACAUCAUGGACCAACAAAAAUAUUGAACAUUAUACAAAAACAUGCGAAACUGAAGGAAAAGCAAUGAAAUUACCAGAAACAGCAGAUGGGUUACGAGAACAUCAAAAUACAGGACAUGGAGGAGAAAUUGAAAAUGGGUCAGCUAAGGCAAACAAUUUAAGACCUAUCAUGCCAAUAUCACUUGUUAUUAUUGUUGGAGGAACAACUCUCCUAUUUAUGUACAAGGUUCUUGAAAAAUACAUAUGA
This is a messenger RNA of Plasmodium cynomolgi strain B, 888 nucleotides long. RefSeq lists its product as hypothetical. The record is from RefSeq and is a predicted model, not a curated record. NCBI's taxonomy places the organism in Eukaryota, Apicomplexa, Aconoidasida, Haemosporida, Plasmodiidae. Bases 1 to 888 code for a protein of 295 amino acids. The transcript has 2 exons.